AUGUCUGCGCCAGAAUCCUCCAAAGAUAUGGCCAACGCCGAUGCAACAUCGUGUGUGGAUACGAGUCGUUGGUGGAAAUUUCCCAACCUGCGUACUCUCAAUCUACUCAUGAUCAUUCCGCUACUGUCGAUCUUUUCGCAAGGUUUCGAUGGAAGCAUGAUGAAUGGUCUCCAGUCAGUGACCCAUUGGCAGACUUACUUCGGGUCCCCAACUGGUGCUCUUCUCGGCUUCUUCAAUGCUGCCUACCCACUCGGUGGCAUCCUUGGCUCUUUUGCCAUUUCGCCUGUGGCUGAUACCUAUGGAAGGCGAUGGGGAAUUGCCCUUGGAGCAGCGCUCUGCUGUGUCGGUGCUGCACUCCAAGGCGCCUCCAUUAACAUUGCCAUGUUCAUCAUCUCACGAGUUAUCAUUGGGUCAGGAAGUGUUGUUGUUGCUGGAGUGGGCGCUCCCUACAUUACUGAGAUAGCCCAUCCCAACCAGCGAAGCACGGCGACUGCUCUGUUCCUGACAUUCUACUCUAUUGGUUCCAUUAUUGCAGGUUGGUGCACCUUUGGUACCUUCCGCAUCGACAACACAGCAUCAUGGCGUAUUCCAUCGGCUCUACAGGGUCUCCCCUCGAUCAUUCAACUCCUCUUUGUCUGGUUUGUGCCCGAAUCUCCUCGAUGGCUUAUCAGCAAAGGCCGUAACCAAGAGGCCUUGGAAAUGCUUGCGAAAUAUCAUGGAGAAGGAGACGAAUUAGAUCCCGUGGUUCAGUUCGAAUACACAGAGAUUCUACAAACCUUGAGUGCCGAGGCGUCGGACCACAACAACAUUUUUUCCUUCCUCAGAGAUCUUGGCAGUACCGCUGGUAACCGCAAACGCAUGUUCAUCAUGAUCUGGGCCGCCAUUUGCUCUCAGAUGUCAGGCAAUGCCUUUGUCUCGUACUACCUAUCUCCUAUUCUGCACUCGGUGGGUCUCAAGUCGGACCUCCAGCAAACUCUUAUCAAUGCCACCAACCAGAUGCUAUCUUGGUUCUCGGCUAUCUACUUCGCUACUUUGCCCGCCAAGGUCGGUCGUCGCAAGCUCUUUUUAUGGUCUCUGGCCGCUAUCUGGGUCAUUGACAUUUGCAUUACCGCAGGAAGUGCCGUCUUCGCCAAAGACAAUACCAACAAGGCUGCUGCUUACACUGUGGUGGCAUUUCUCUACCUCUUCUCCCCAGCCUACAACCUCGGCUUCAACGGUAAUUUGGGCCUUUACAUCCCCGAGAUCCUUCCCUAUCGUAUGAGAACCAAGGGCUUGUCUUUCUUCUAUUUCGUCCAGUUUUGCUUCAUGAUGCUUUCAACUUUCACUGUGCCCAUCGGUCUUGAAGACAUCACUUGGCGCUUUUAUGUCGUUUUUGUCGUUUGGGUUAUGGUUGAGUUCGCUGGUGUCUGGUUUGUCUUUCCAGAGACAAAGGGUCCGUCGCUGGAGGAUAUUGCGUAUAUCUUUGAUGGACCUGAUGGAGUUGUUAGGCAUACUUCUGAGAUUAGGAUUGAGGACAAGGCGUAG
Messenger RNA from Fusarium venenatum, 1524 nucleotides. RefSeq names its product general substrate transporter. Gene Ontology annotation, biological process: transmembrane transport; carbohydrate transport. Gene Ontology annotation, cellular component: membrane. NCBI's taxonomy places the organism in Eukaryota, Fungi, Ascomycota, Sordariomycetes, Hypocreales, Nectriaceae. Gene Ontology annotation, molecular function: carbohydrate:proton symporter activity. The record is from RefSeq and is a predicted model, not a curated record.